Molecule: messenger RNA, 408 nt
Organism: Melampsora larici-populina 98AG31
Lineage: Eukaryota; Fungi; Basidiomycota; Pucciniomycetes; Pucciniales; Melampsoraceae
Exons: 5
Coding region: 1-408 (135 amino acids)
Source: RefSeq, a predicted model, not a curated record
AUGUUGAACCACUCUUUUCUUAAGAUCAGUGUGCUAGUCUUUACCUUUUUUGUCAACUCACUCAUCGUGUCAUCAAAGCUAUGGAAUUGUAUUGGCGAAUAUACACCACAUGGGGUUUGCGGUCAAACAUUAGAUACCGGUAAUUCUCAAAUCACCUGCAAGCCCGGAUCGUGUUAUAACAGGGCUGCAAAUACAAAAAAUGUUCACAUGUAUGGCUGUACAUGGGAAGACCAACCCGUUCCUGGCCUAAGUCAACAAGAUUGCGUAGAAUACAAUUGGGAUUCUACUGGAGCGCAAGAUGGUAAAGGUGCUUUCACUUGCGUCAAUCCCCGGGGACAUACUUAUAGCUGUGAGGUGGACCCAAGUAAAGUAGGAUACAUCUCAUGUGAUGAUUGCUACACCCAAUAG